AUGGACUUCGAGUACGAGCGGUGUGCAGAUCUGCAUAAUCAAAUCAUCCGCAGAGGAUGGGAAGCGACCGGACAGGACUGGUCAGACUAUCCAUCCGCGACGUUUUGGGACGCCCAUCCGGAGAGACACGAUGCAUUAUCCCAGCUCGCUCAUCCUAAGGUCGUCCAGUUCUGGCAGAGAGCUCUUGAUAGUGGACAAGCAGAACAUGAUGCCCCGUAUCAAUAUUUCCUUUACCAUGUUUAUGGGCUGGCUUUCCCAGACGAGUUCAGAGAUAUGAUGGAGAUUAUGAAUGUGGACGCGGAAGCUGAGGAUAGAUUUAUUUUACUGUAUAAUGCUGCGAGCUUGGAGAGCCAUCCAGCCGGAAUAACGUCAGCUGGGUCUUGCUGAAUUGCAAUGGGUGUCGUGGCUGAUCACUUCGUAGAUUGGAUCAAGAGACUGGCCUUUGCAUCAUGCAAAUGUCUCUCUGGAGUUCAGAGUGGGAGGACCCGUUGCUCCCAUGGCAGCCUCUGGAGUGUAUACUGGAAGCCUAUAUUGACAUGAUCGACGCAGGUAAGGUCAUUGCUGCUAACUGGAGAGCACCGGGCUGUGAGCCUGAAGGAGGUCCCGAUGUUCAUGAUCCAUGGCUUGUGCAAAGCUGGUCACAGCACGAGUUGCAAAGGACUCUUGACGCCUACCAUCAUUUGAUCACCGCAGUUGAGCGAAGGAUGCCGGAUCUCGAACAAGAGCAGGAAGAUCAGGCUGACGACCAUCUGGCGAGAGAAGAAGACCUCAAUCAAGAAUUCUAUAAACCGGGAUCAUUCGUUCGAGCUUUCCUGCUCAAGGCCAGAAAUCCCAAGAAGAAGUUUCUCAAAUUCAUUGGCCCUAGGAUAGAACUUCCAUCCAGGCCGAAUUUUCGAAGUCAACCCUUCGAAUCAGCAAGAAGCCCCGAUCGUUACGCCGACCACCGUCCAGCUCCAGAUGCCGACGAGGACGAGAAGCCAUACAUACCAAUACUUCUCUUCCCCGCGACUUCACAGAACCUAAACCAUCAGCUUUCAUUCCUGUCUCUUGAUGCUGCCCGAGAGCAGACACAGUCAACACUGAAGGGUCGCAAUCCCUUUCCCUUCUUUCCGUUCGCGUCAGUAGACAACGCACCGGCAGGAAUCUAUCUCGACCCAUAUGAUCCAAAUUACUGGCGCGAUCAUCAGGGCACAUGCGUCCUCAGUCUUCCCUUUGAUCUCGGCGACGGGUACUCGAGGUUCAACGAUGGACCAGCGAUAUCUUCUCGGGCAGCCAAGGACUGGGAGCCUGCGAAUUCUCAACUCUAUCAGGCGUACUUCAACCCAUUUAUCACAAGGCAUCACAUACAGUUAUACCUGAUUCUGGAGAGCUGGGCACACAUGGUGGAAGCCGGACACUGGGAUGUGGACGAGCAUGGAGUGGUUGGCGGAGUUGAGAAAUUCCGAGAGGCGGAUGAGAGUGCGGAGAUGGCAGAGAGGUACUCAGUUCCAUUGCAUUGGUGA
Lecanosticta acicola is the source of this 1502-nucleotide messenger RNA. NCBI's taxonomy places the organism in Eukaryota, Fungi, Ascomycota, Dothideomycetes, Mycosphaerellales, Mycosphaerellaceae. The record is from the annotation of a GenBank genome assembly.